Molecule: messenger RNA, 3384 nt
Organism: Brassicogethes aeneus
Lineage: Eukaryota; Metazoa; Arthropoda; Insecta; Coleoptera; Nitidulidae
Source: the annotation of a GenBank genome assembly
AUUUUUACUCGAUAUUGGGUAAAUGAAGACGCCGGUUAUUGUAGAAAAAUUUUAGGAUUUAACAUUCAUUAUUAUUUUUAUAAAUAAAGCCAUCAUAAUAAGGAUUACACCUACCUACUCAAAUUCCCAAAAUUAAAUAGUAUCUAGGUAUGUACGCUGGGGCUGGGGUACUUACCAAAUAUCAACAAAUUAUCGUAAGAUGAGAUGUCCGCCUUUGCCCACUUUUUGUGGUUUUUCAAUUCAAGCACAAACACAAAAAUUAUUUUAGUUAUAGUUACCUAUAUGUUUCUGAUAAAUUACCACAACGAAUUACACAGUUAUUGCCAGUUUAACCUGUUAAACACCAUGCAUGCAGUGCAGCCAACAUAAGCGCGCGAAAUACAGUGCCCUGGGUAUGCGCAUGUGUGUAACGCUAUUUUACUCGAGUUUUACUUCAUGUAGAGUAAAUAAUUAUUGCAUACUCAAAAAUGAUUUAGGUUAAAUGCAAAAUGAGUAAAUCAAUUAAUUUUAAUUCACUAUUUAGUUAAUUUUUAAAAAUUACCAAAUAUUGAGCAUAAUUUCGAAAAAACUUACUCAAAAAAAUAACUCUAAUUUGUUUACUCAAUUUCUUUCGCACUUUACUCUUUACGAUUUUUUACUGUGUAGUGUAACAAAAUAUGAACUUUUUGAUUCCAGGAGGAUGAUGCAGAUGACAUAUAUGAUGACACUGUAAUCCAAGUGGGAAAAAUGAACUUGGAAAAUGUAAUCCUAAUGGAUGACAAGGAUAUACUAAGUGAGGAACAGUUAAGUUUAAACGAUACAAUGAUGAAAAUCUACGAUUCUUUUACGCCGUACGAGCAAGUUAUAGUUAAAGCAAGCUCAGUGCUUCAUUUACAGUUCCAAAGGCAAAAGUUGAUGUAUCUGAUUAACACUAAGCCAGAUAGAACCACUGCUUUAGCUAUAAAAUCCUUAUUUGAAAAACGAGUGUUAACGUGCGCUCACGGAGAUUUCGUAGAUGAAGAAAACAGCAUGAAUUUCAAAGGACGUCUAAAAUCACCAGGUCAAAAUGAUAUUAAAUGUGAUUGCCGCGGCAUAGUUUUGGAUGGUACAACUUUAUUACUAAUAACUUUACCAAUUAACAAGUAAGUUUUACCAGAAUCGUCCCUUGAUCUUCCAAAGUACUCCAUCUGCGGCUACAUGCAGUUCGUCAUGACUAAUUUCAAAGAUAUGUGCUAUAAUUUGCUUACCGAUAAGCAAUCGAAAGAUUUUCAUCAUAGAGCCAUAAGGUAUUUGCAGCACGAGACGAAAAAGUGCAAGUCCUGUGGAAAAGGAUAUUUUGCUAUUGGUCUGUCAAAGAACGUCAGAUUCGGUAGCUCGCGAUGGAAAAAAAUUGGAAAAUACGACCAAGCUUUUAUAAACCCAGGCAGUGUGGGCGAUUCGAAAAAUACUAAUGUGGAUGAAAUUGAAAUGAUGUACAGAAAAUCUUUGUAUUCUCUACCGGAAAGUGUAUCAAAUUCAAGUAGGAGGAAGACUACGAGUUAUUUCUCUACUGGCGACGUUUCAUCACAUAUGGCCAAAUCAGAAUUAUCUGAAUCCCAAUCUGGGUUUGUAUUAUUUCAAAGACGCCCUAUUCAUGUAAACAUCCUGCGAACAAAUAGUUUUUCCGAUUUCGAUUUCACCGAUUGCAAAUGCCUUUCGAUAUUGAUGAGCAUGUAUUGCGAGAUGCUUCGCCAUUGCAAAGGGAUCGAAAACGUAGAAAAGAUAUUUGAAGUUUCCAUCGAUUAUUCUUAUGUGUGUAUGGAAUCUAAAAAUGAUGUGGAGGCAGAAAAUUCAUUGAAGCUAGCUUUGGAAUUAUUGGAGAGUCCAAUAUUCUCGGAAAAAUACCAAAACUGGAUGAUCGACUUAAAACGUGCAAAAGUUUACACUAUUUUAGGACAGGGGAAAAUGAAUAUUAAACGGGAUUUACAAGGCGCAUAUAAGUGCUUUAUAAAAGCUUUGGUAUUAUAUGGUUUUCCAUUUCCAAGGAAUUUAUUAAAGAUAAAAAGACAAAUUAAAUACGAGAGUUGUAAACACUGGUGUAGAAUUUAUAUUAAUUCUAAAAUUGGGACGGUUAAUACAGAUGAAGAAAGUGAAUUUUGCAAUAAUAUUUCAGAAUGUCUUCAAAAUCUUUCUAAGCUAUUUGUGAAAAGACAGAUGUAUCACCAUGCAGAAUUGGCUGCCAUUUGGGCUUUAAACAAAGCUCUGGAUGGUGGUGAAAACUUUCUCAAUCUUUGCAAUGCCUACGCGCAAAUGCUCACAAUAAACAAUUGCGUUCGACGAAGAAACUACACAAAUUAUCAUGAAAGAAGCGCCAUCAAACUUACCAGGCUCAGAAGGAAUUUUGAUAAGCAGGAAUUGGAAGCUAUAGCUUGGCUAAUGCUCUCGGUGUUCGUAGGAAGAUUUGUGGCUUCAAAAUUAAAUCUAAAUUUACUGGAACUAGGUCGAGUAAUAUGGCAGAUUGGCAAAACGACGCAUUCUUUUAAAAUUUUAUUGCAAAUUUUGCCUUUAAUGAUAUUGUUUGCAAUAAUUUUUAAAUUAAUGCCUGAAACAGUGGAUAUACUAAAUGAUUUUUUUAUUUAUUCCAAUGAUGACGUCGAUGGUUCUGGAUUAUUCGAUUACUAUUGUGCUUGUUUAAUUUUGCAAUUGGAGACGGGCUUUUCCAUCGAGUCCUUUAAAAGUUGCGAGUCGUUUUUGCUGAGAUCGACUUUUAAUUUCAGCUUGAAAGACCCGAGCAGCCGAAAACGGUUAGCGGUUAUAUUAUGGUUGUGGUAAAUAUCAAACUGUUGUUUAUUGUCCCCACAAAUAAUUAUUUUAUGUGUUGUUAGGAACUUGCGUAAAAAAUACUGGAAUUCCGCCAAGAACUGGGAAAAUGAGGCGUUUGAUUUCGAGAUUAUAGAAAACGAACCCAUCUUUAACAACUUGCUUUCCGGAUCGUACCUACUAGAAGGCCUCAUUCUCUUGUUAGUCCACAAAAUGGACAAAAGGAAUCUUACCCAAGUGAGAAAGCUUUGCAAAAAAGUCGAUGAUUUGAUUAAACAGCUGAAAAGACAGCGCAAACGAGCUAAAAUUAUGUACGUCAGAGUCGAGCAUCUUAUCCUUUAUUACAAGUUGGUUUUAAGCAAUAAUUACAAGAUUUUGGAUAAGGUCAAAAAGUUGAGGACUUUUGCUGAGGAAAAUUUGAUUUCGUGUGAAGCCGAUAGGAUUCAUCACAAUGAGUUGGCUUGGAUGAACAAAUUAAAACCUUUAAUUGAAAGCGAAUGGUCCGACAGUUGUGAAAUAAACAAAAUUCUUCACCCAUCUGAGGCGGACCCAAAAAAAAUUAUAUACUUUACGUUGCCUCUUCCAACAUAUUUAUAAGGAAACUUU